AUGUCCAGAAAGUCAGAGAUGGCGCAGUCGCUGCUGCACAGAUACUACAGUUCACAGGGCCCCACGCUAGAGAGGCCGAAGAGCGUGCGUUCUGUGGAUAGCUUAUCGGAAGCCCAGAGGUUUCGCUCGUUAUGUGUGAACGACAUUUCCAUGCGGGUAUCAAGGAUACAUGACCCUUUGCUUAGUGACUACCAGAUACGUGAUCUCAAUGACGAGUUGAACAAACUGAUGAAAGAAAAGGCUGCGUGGGAGUAUCGUAUACUAGACCUUGGAGGCCCUGAUUUUAUAUCUUAUUCAAAAAGGCACCAAGGUGGAACAUAUGAGAAGGAUUCCACUGGUUAUAAAUACUUUGGGAGAGCCAAGGACUUGCCAGACGUGAAGAGCUUACUGGAAGCCAAGCAGAAUGAAAUCAAGAAGGCUAAUCAGGCUAAAACAAACGCUAAGAACGACGCGGAAUUAAUACAGCGGAUUGCCGAAGCUGAAAAGAAAAUAGAUCCGGUUUACUACGGCAUCUACGAGGAGACCAGAGUAUCCGGAGGGUUGGUAUCACAAGUGCCUACCUCAGACGAAGUGGUAGACGAGGCUAGACAGAUCCUAGAAGACGAGACUCUUUUCGAAGAUUUUUUGUCAAGCCAGGAUUUGCAGGAAAUGAAUGGAAGAUAUUUCCAAAAUUCGGAAGAUGAUACUUUGGUUGCCUAUGAGAGGGCUAAAACAAGAGAGCUGUUGCGGGAGUAUAGGACUAAGCAUUCCAAGCCUGGUCCCAAUAAACUGGUCCAUUUCGAUGAGAGUAUUCAAAUCCCCAACGACGCAGUGGAAAAGAAGCUGGUUCAGUUGAAGAUCGCGAGUAUUCAACAGAGGCUGUAA
This is a messenger RNA of Kuraishia capsulata CBS 1993, 864 nucleotides long. RefSeq lists its product as uncharacterized. Gene Ontology annotation, biological process: mRNA 3'-splice site recognition; generation of catalytic spliceosome for second transesterification step. The record is from RefSeq and is a predicted model, not a curated record. Bases 1 to 864 code for a protein of 287 amino acids. The transcript has a single exon. Gene Ontology annotation, cellular component: post-mRNA release spliceosomal complex; post-spliceosomal complex; catalytic step 2 spliceosome. Lineage: Eukaryota; Fungi; Ascomycota; Pichiomycetes; Pichiales; Pichiaceae.